CUCUUGGAGCAAUUUUCCCAGAAAAAGCGGACGCCGGUUUUCAUAUUACACUUCACUUCGUUAGCGUAACUUUCUAUUUAUUUUUUUAAUUCUCCAGCGCGGCGUGUGUGAGCUCUUCCGUCGCUCCUCCAUCAUGGUCCCGAUGCGGAUUUGAGGCGAACCGUCGGAGCGGGACAAAGUGAAAUGCAUCCCCGGAGCGCUGAACCUGUUCCCUCCCGCACAGCACAAAGCCUGUGAAGCAGGCCGUGUUUUCUCCUCCACACCGAGACGCUGAUGAUGCUCAAACAUGUCGGGGAAUCAGUACAAAGGCCACGAAGUCAGCUGCUGCAUCAAGUACUUCAUUUUUGGAUUCAACAUCCUCUUCUGGCUGCUGGGAAUGGCCUUGGUUGGAAUUGGACUGUGGGCAUGGAGUGAGAAGGGGGUUCUGUCCAACAUCUCAUCCAUCACAGAUCUGGGGGGUCUUGACCCUGUCUGGCUCUUCAUGGUGGUUGGGGGGGUCAUGUUCAUCCUGGGCUUCGCCGGGUGCAUCGGAGCGCUGCGGGAAAACACGUUUCUACUCAAGUUUUUCUCGGUGUUUCUGGGAAUCAUCUUCUUCUUGGAACUGACGACGGGAGUUCUGGCGUUUGUCUUCAAGGACUGGAUUAAAGACCAGCUCAACCUGUUCAUCAAUAACAACAUCCGGGCGUAUCGGGACGACAUCGACCUACAGAACCUUAUUGAUUUCACUCAGGAAUACUGGGAGUGCUGCGGCGCUUUUGGAGCAGAUGAUUGGAACUUAAACAUCUAUUUUAACUGCACUGAUGGGAAUCCUAGUAGGGAAAAGUGUGGAGUUCCCUUCUCCUGCUGCACCAAAGACCCAGCGGAAGAUGUAAUAAACACUCAGUGUGGAUAUGACAUUCGAGCUAAACCAGACUCGGAGCAAAAAGACUACAUCAACGUGAAAGGCUGUGUGCCGCAGUUUGAGAAGUGGCUGCAGGACAACCUCACCUUGGUGGCUGGGAUCUUUAUAGGAGUUGCACUACUGCAGAUUUUUGGCAUUUGUUUGGCCCAAAACUUAGUGAGUGACAUCGAGGCUGUGCGGGCGAGCUGCUCCAUCUUUGAACACAUCUCCUUGAACACACCGUCGGGGAGAAUUGGGAGGAUGAACAACGAUCACCUGCACCAUUUCCUUCACUGAACCAGCACCUUUUUUCAAGGCACGAAUACGUGAAGUGCUCUGUACAUAUAAACACUGUGUGUGUGUGACUACUGUAAAAAGUGGGUGAGGUCGGUGAAACACGGACUACACGCAGAUCAUUGUCAGGCUGCAGUUUUGAUAGCUACAUUUAGCGAGUAGGAGUUUUGAUACAUCAUUUUGAUAUUAGAUCCGUAUUUUUCACUGUGGACAUAAUGGCCCGUUGUUACAUCAUCAUGUAGGACCGUAUAGCGACUGCGAUGGACGGUUGUCAAACAUAAGUGCUUGCUUCGUAUCACCCCUUGCAGUACAGUCGGGCGAAGUUACAAAGGAACUCACUGGUUUUGAACUAAAAACACGCACACACACACAAAAAAAACACCGUUAGGAUUGUUGUGAUUUAUAGCAGAUUCCAGAUGCACACAUUUUUAUUCAAUAGUCUGUUUAUCUAUGGAGCUAAAUGGAAUUGUUGUUGCACUAAACUGUUUUUUUUCUCAGUUCCUGUUCAGCGGCUGUCAAACAGCAAUGCGGACAAUUAAGCGUAACACAAAAGAGAUAAAUAUUUUUCUGGAUUUGAACCCAUCCAGCAUGAAAAAGGGGAUAAUAAUGAUUUAUUACUCAGCUAAUGGACUAAAAGAGUUGUGUGUAAAUAAAUUGAUGGGCUACACAGGAUUUUUAAGCAUUACACUGGGUAUCAAACCUCAGUGUUUUUAUUCUUUUGGCUACUGACUGAUAAAUGUCCAUCACAGGCACAUGGAAACCUCAAAGCUUAUUCUUUAAAUCUGUUUUAUUCAAGGGAAGUUCCUUUGCGGCUGCUUGCACUUAGACAUCAGGCUUAAAAUCUUUUUUUGUGUGCUCACGUGCAACUUCGAUUAAGCUACUUUUUGCUGUAGUUGUUCCCUCUUCUCCGAGCGAUCCCGUCACAAGCUGGCGAAAGUGAAAGUCCUUGUUCCACUCAAAAGGUGCUGAACAAAAACAUAAACGCAGCAAAGGGGAAAAAAACAUGUUCCAACUUACAGCAUCUUUACCACAUCAUGGACAUGGUGGAACAGCCAAAUACGCACUAUACUGGAAAUGAUAAUGGGAGGAUCAAGAGUGGGGUCACAGACCAGAAAUGUCAGUAAUGAGUCAUCAUUUGAGGCGCUGCACAUCUCUGAGUUAUUGAGGUUGUCAGUAGUGGCUUGAGGAAUGCUUUCACACUUUUUCUGGUAAAGUUGGUGUAAAUUUUGGUUGGUCCAUCCAAGAGAACCCACAGAUGAUCAAUAGAUGACAAGUCUUGAGAUUCUGCACACAGUGGUUGGAAUGGAACAUUCUCGUAGUUUAAUCGUAGCAACUGGACUUGCUUGAGUUUCUUGAAGAAGCUCAAGAAACUCAAGCAAGUCCAGUUGCUAUGAUAGAUGAGAACAACCGUGACCAGGAUGACUUGAGAAUCUUCACAGACAUAGUGCAUGUUCUGGUGAGGUGUUGGUAGCGAAUGAACAGGAUAACCAUGAUGUAAGAUAAUAUUGGGCUUUGAGAUUGCCAGACAUUUUCUUUGUCCAUGGCAUGGUAACAGUGGCUCCAUGGGCCACUCCCCAUACAACACUAGCAUCCGUUUUGUCAUCACCUGUACAACACUAAACACAACGCCAGCCAUCUUCUCUGAAAAUGAGAUCCAUUUGUAAAAAGAACUGCCCUCUAUCUUGUUAGUGUCCAACAAAUGCGAGUAGUUGCCCAGUGGAGCCGAUGAUUUUCUACAAACGUCUUGGUGUAAGCAACAAGAUUACAGACCAGCUUCCCAGUCAGUUGAAAAUGAUUUUGAAAUUAUCCCAAUGUUACAAUCUUAGGUUUGGUCUGUGGUUGUAGUGGACUGUUGGUCAUACCAUUCUGUCUGAAAUGAUUUCUGAAAUAACAAAUGGUGGAGUUGUGGACAUUCAAGGGCCUGGCUCCAUCCAGCAUGCCAGUGGUCCAUUCUAGUCUUUGGCCCAUUAAAGUUAAGGGCCAAAGGAGUGUAUGUGUACUGGUCACAUUUUUUGUUCACACCUAACCAGCAUGUAGAUGGACACAAAGGUUGCUGCUCAAAAACUGUAUUUAAUUGGCUAAACUGAACCCUUUCGAAAAUUUUCUGAAAUAAGGACUAUUUUUGUGCUGCGUUUAGAUUUUUGUUGCCGUUUUUAUCCAAAGUGGUGUGGGGAAGGUGCACUGGAGUUUGUACGGAACAAGGACCAUGUCCUCCAUACAGUCACCGAUGACUGAGAAACAUUUGUCAAAGUAGAAAAUGGUAGCUAUUCAAUCAUAAUCAAUCCUGAUCACAAGACGUCAUGUGUGACAAAAUCACCAUCAUGUUUUUUUGUCGUGAAAAUUUGGAAACUCAUCGUUACUUCCCAUCUUUAUAUGAAGUCUUUACACACAAGUGACUACGAAUCGUAUGUAGUUCCACACCCGUCGUCGUCUCACAUCGCACCGGUUGUUACAUUUGCCGAGGAGCUCAUGUUUUUUGGUGGGAAACUCCUAAAAACUUCAGUGAAGUCUGGUGGAAAGUCAGAACAAUGGGGCCAAGAAGCAGCUAUUUUUUCAUUUGAUGUGCAUCAGAGAUUUUUUCUGACUUUUUCAUAGAGCGAAAUGGGCAUUUGUACGCAUUUAGAAUAUUUCCUACACAGCAUUCAUGCACUUACUUGAACAAACAGCAGAUCUAGCACUUGCACCCUACGAUUGUCGUUCACUGUGUGUAUUUUGACGCAGAUCCGGUCAGUACGCACCAUAUCGAGUGGAAAAAAAAUAGUCGAUAAAUCUGGAAUCGCAAAAAAAAGAUGUUGAUAUUUUCAGUGUUGGUUUAAACUUGCUGAAAGCAUGUGUUUGUAGCAAAGUACUGACAGUAUUUUUUUCAAGCGGUGGUCUUUGUCGUCACUCUGAGCUUCUUUGAAAGGGAUCGACGCUGUUUUUGAUACUAAAUAUUUAUUGUACAUUUGAUUUGGUUUUCUAACACUAAAACACAGAACUACUGAUUCUGAUUUGUCACUGUUUGGACGGUUGUAAAAUGUUCUAACGAGAUGUUCUGCAGUCCUGUGAGGCCCUCUCACUCGUCACUACCUUCACCACGUUCAUGGAUUGUUUCGCCGGUAACCGUAUAUCCCACAAACAUUGUAAUGUAACUACCUCCUCUCAUUUCCCUGUCUCAUGUCCUGUUGAAACUGAUUUUAAUGUCAAGUAAAAUUAAUUAAUAAAGCUGACAAAAACACUGAG
Stegastes partitus (bicolor damselfish) is the source of this 4396-nucleotide messenger RNA. RefSeq names its product tetraspanin-5-like. The transcript is spliced from 9 exons. NCBI's taxonomy places the organism in Eukaryota, Metazoa, Chordata, Actinopteri, Pomacentridae. The record is from RefSeq and is a predicted model, not a curated record. Bases 287 to 1177 code for a protein of 296 amino acids. Gene Ontology annotation, cellular component: plasma membrane.